CGUGUGCCAGACUGCUUACUCACGAGUUAACUGUGGAGAUGGUGAGCACAGGUGACUCAGUUCAGCGACACCCAGAAGUAGGAGCAGAUGCUCCAGGAUACCCAGCGCUCGCUCACAUCUGCACGUCAGAGAUCGCAAUGAUCUGUGCCUCGGUGUGGGGCCUCCUGCUCGGCCUCCUAUGCUGCCUCUGGAUUGUGCUGGGGAUCCGCAGGAGGCAUCCUGGCGAGCCCCCGCUGGAGAAUGGCGUGAUACCCUACCUGGGCUGUGCCCUCCGCUUUGGCGCCAACCCCCUGGAGUUCCUCCGCCACCUCCAGCGGCGACACGGGCGCAUCUUCACUUGCAGGAUCGCCGGCCAGUACAUCCACUUCCUGUGUGACCCUUUCUCUUUCCACUCUGUUGCUCGCCAGGGGAGACAUCUGGACUGGAAAAAAUUCCACCUGUCCACAUCUGCCAAGGCAUUUGGUCACGAGAGCAUGGAUCCUAACCAUGGACACACCACGGAGAACCUGCAGCAGACUUUCCGCAAAACUCUCCAGGGCGAGGCUUUACCCUCGCUCAUCAAGACCAUGAUGGAGAACCUGCAGUCUGCCAUGCUGCCUUCUGGCACCCUGAAAGCCAGCUCUCUGCAUUGGCAGCAAGAUGGGAUCCUGGCCUUCUGCUACAAAGUGAUAUUUGAGGCCAGCUACCUGACUCUCUUUGGGCAAGAGCUGAGCGCUCACGAAAAUGAAAGCCCGUUGGAACAGGAGGCCCGGAAAGCCACCGUUCUCAAUGCUCUGGAGAACUACAAGGAGUUUGACAAGAUCUUCCCAGCCCUCGUCGCCGGUCUUCCCAUUCACAUCUUCAAGAGUGGUCACAGCGCCCGUGAGAACCUGGCCAAGAGCUUCCUCCGCCAGAACCUCAGCAGGAGGAGGAAUAUUUCUGAUCUGAUCUCGCUGCGGAUGCACCUCAACGAUACCCUGACCAACUUUGAUGACCUCAGCAAGGCCAGGACUCAUGUGGCCCUGCUGUGGGCCUCCCAGGCUAACACUCUGCCUGCUACCUUCUGGAGCCUCUUCUACCUCAUCAGGAGUCCAGAGGCCAUUAAGGCUGCCGCUGAGGAGGUCACCGAGAUGCUGAAGAGCUCUGGGCAGAAGACCAGUCCCCGUUGGCCUCAUUUGACCCUCAGCAGGGAGCAGCUGGACAGCAUGCGGGUGCUGGACAGCAUCAUAAAAGAAGCACUGAGGUUGUCCAGUGCCUCGCUCAACAUCCGAGUUGCCAAAGAAGCUUUCCAGCUGCGCAUGGAAAACGAGAAAUCCUACCACAUUCGCAAAGACGACGUGAUCGCAUUUUACCCUCAAAUGCUCCAUUUUGACCCGGAAAUUUAUGAAGAUCCUUUGACUUUCAAAUACGACCGCUUUUUGGACGAAAACGGCCAGGAGAAGAAGAGCUUCUACAAAGACGGCCGAAAGCUGCACUACUACUUCAUGCCCUUUGGCUCUGGGGUCACCAAGUGUCCUGGGAGGUUCUUUGCAAUGUAUGAAAUCAAGCAGUUUCUGACUCUACUGCUUUGUUACUUUGAAGUGGAACUGUUGGACCCUAAUGCGGAAGCUCCCCCGCUGGACCAGUCUCGGGCCGGACUGGGAAUCCUGCAGCCCGCCCACGACAUUGACUUCAGAUACAGGUAUAAAACUGCAUGACAUUUUCUUUGUGGAGAACUCGUUAAAACACGUGGAAUGACACGCGAAGAGGAGCAGUGAGCGAUCCUUCGAAACAAACCGAGAGGCAGCCCAGGUGCGGAAUCCCCAGCCCCGCAUCCGUACCCGAGGCUCAUCGUUGCCACCUCCUGGUCAAUACUGAGUCAAACCUAUGAUUUUUUUCAAGUUCCAUUUUGCAGCUCUCAGGCAGAAUUUUCUUUGGAAUGAUUUGCAAGAAUUGCACGAGGCGGUUCUGAGAUACAGUGCAGUUUCGGAUGUCAAAACAUUGCAGAAUUCCUGCUUAACAAGGUUUUAGCACACUUCCUAUGCAGUUUGGGAACAGCUCCACCGAGCUCCACAAAUACCACUGGCAUCAUAUGAUGACUGCUGAAGAAUUAGGUCAGCAGCAGCCUGGAGGACAGUCACAGACAAUGCAUCUUUGUCCCAUUCCAGAUCCCACAGUUGUCGGAGUAUAUUAUGCAGGAUGACGCUGUGUGCAGACUGGGUGUACAGCUUCUCUUUUACUGCCUUAGUUUUGUGUGGCACAUUUUCCAACCCGCAUAACUAACAGUUCUUUCACUUCAGCUGAACGUUUCGAUACUCGAGCCCUUUAUACCAAGAAUGUCUCACGCGUUCCUUUCUGGCGGGCCUUUGAACCUCUUAUCACCUACAUGAGCUACUAUGCCAUGCAGAGUCAAGGUCAGUGAUUGUACUCUGCUCCCUCUUCCAAGCUGCUAGGUCUGCUGUGUCUGGUGUGUCCCCUCCCCCUCCGGCCUUGAGCCCCGUGCUGCCGGGUUAGGCUCCGGCUUGCCGAGA
Molecule: messenger RNA, 2489 nt
Organism: Scleropages formosus (Asian bonytongue)
Lineage: Eukaryota; Metazoa; Chordata; Actinopteri; Osteoglossiformes; Osteoglossidae
Product: cholesterol 7-alpha-monooxygenase-like
Exons: 6
Coding region: 39-1676 (545 amino acids)
Biological process (GO): cholesterol homeostasis; bile acid biosynthetic process
Molecular function (GO): heme binding; oxidoreductase activity, acting on paired donors, with incorporation or reduction of molecular oxygen; steroid hydroxylase activity
Source: RefSeq, a predicted model, not a curated record